AUGGCGUCUCCGCAGCUCUGGACCGUCGGCGUGACGCUCUCGCUCGCGGCCACACUCUUCGGCACGCUGGGCAAAGUGCUGCUGAAGCUCUCGCACACGUCGUCGCAGGCGCUAUGGGUCAAGACGGCGGCCGCCGCGUGCGUGUUCGUGCUCAAUCCCGUGCUGGAUGCCAUUAGUUACGCGUACGCUGCGCAGUCCAUCUUGGCGCCCAUGGCCGGCUUUAGCGUCGUGUGGAACAUCCUGUUGUCGCCGUAUCUGCUGCACGAGGAGCUGUCGACUCAAGACGUGAGAGGAACGGCCGUCAUCUUGCUCGGGUGUCUGCUCGUGGGCGUCUCGGGCAGUCACGACACGCCGACACAUCGCAGUGCGGAGCUCUUUGCACUGUUCCGAAGCCGUCUGUUCGUCGAGUACGCGCUUUUCGCAGGCUGUACUGCCGUACUGUUGGCGUGGGUCAUUUGCAGAUGGCCUCAGAAGAGCGGCUGGAGAAGGUUUGCGUUCGGUGCGCUGUCGGGUCUCAUUGGUGGCAAUCUCUUCUUCCUCAAGGCCUCGAUCGAGCUGGUUGUCGAAGGCGGAGCCGUUUGGUCGAACGUGGAGACGUAUGCUAUCAUUGCAGCCGCUCUGUCGUCAGCAGGCAGUGGCAUCUUCGUGCUGGACCAAGGCCUGCGCGAGUACGAAGCGCUCUACCUCGUCGCGAUCUACCAGGCAUUCCUCAUUCUGAUCGGCUCGGUGUCGGGCGUGGUCUUCUUCCACGAGAUCGCGGGCAUGACCGCGUGGUGGCAGCUGGCCAUCUACCCUCUCAGCAUUGUCACGACGGUGGGUGGCAUCAUCGUCUUGUCGGAGAGACACACGGAGCACUACGAUCCAGUGCAUCCGACCGGUGCGAGCAAUGGAGUCAAGCGCGGUGAGAUCUCGCCGCUCAUUGUCGCACCGGUCGACAAGGGCAAGAACAGCUCAGCACAUGGCUCCAUCGAAGUCGUGUGA
Hyaloperonospora brassicae is the source of this 981-nucleotide messenger RNA. NCBI's taxonomy places the organism in Eukaryota, Oomycota, Peronosporomycetes, Peronosporales, Peronosporaceae. The record is from the annotation of a GenBank genome assembly.